UUACCGUCUUCCUGUGAUGUGCCGCUGGACUUAAAUAAUAAUUUUGAAAGAUAACUGCACUUCCAUUGAGAAGCAAAAGAGUUACAGCAAAUAACUUAAUUAGUUGCUGAUAAAUUAAACAGAAGGCUUCAAUCAAGGAAGCGUCAGCGGGAAAUCAUGUUUUAUCAUAUUUCCCUGGAGCAUGAGAUCCUACUCCACCCUCGGUACUUUGGUCCCAAUCUCCUGAACACUGUGAAACAGAAGCUCUUCACAGAGGUGGAGGGAACAUGCACAGGAAAAUAUGGAUUCGUCAUUGCGGUGACCACCAUUGACAACAUUGGUGCAGGUGUCAUCCAACCAGGCAGGGGAUUCGUACUUUACCCCGUCAAGUACAAGGCUAUUGUCUUCCGUCCAUUCAAAGGCGAGGUGGUAGAUGCCGUGGUUACCCAGGUCAACAAAGUUGGACUGUUCACAGAGAUCGGCCCCAUGUCCUGUUUCAUCUCUCGUCAUUCCAUUCCCUCAGAGAUGGAGUUUGACCCCAACUCAAAUCCUCCCUGUUAUAAGACCACUGAUGAGGACAUUGUAAUCCAACAGGAUGAUGAGAUUCGGUUAAAGAUCGUGGGAACAAGAGUGGAUAAAAACGACAUUUUUGCUAUUGGAUCCCUCAUGGACGAUUACCUGGGUCUUGUCAGCUGAUGUACCAGCAGUGCUAUGCUGAUGUAUCAUCAUACAUCUCUCAUAUUUUAUGUAAAUGCCACGACAAUACAGUACUGUCAAUACAAAUAUUUUUCUAGGUUGAUAAUGUGGUAUUGCUACAAAUCCUGUACUAAGUGGGGACACAGUAUGAAUACUUACUAUUGAAACCACACAGAGCCUGUUGAUAAGCAGGUGGUUAUGUUGCUGUAUCUCUGAGUUACCCUUCAGUUGCUGUUGUAUAUUGUAUUUCUACAACUUGAACUGAAAUAAAUGUUUAUUUUUUGGUAAUGUUGA
Salvelinus namaycush (lake trout) is the source of this 969-nucleotide messenger RNA. RefSeq names its product DNA-directed RNA polymerase II subunit RPB7. NCBI's taxonomy places the organism in Eukaryota, Metazoa, Chordata, Actinopteri, Salmoniformes, Salmonidae. The transcript is spliced from 8 exons. Gene Ontology annotation, molecular function: single-stranded DNA binding; translation initiation factor binding; single-stranded RNA binding. Gene Ontology annotation, cellular component: P-body; RNA polymerase II, core complex. Bases 157 to 675 code for a protein of 172 amino acids. Gene Ontology annotation, biological process: transcription initiation at RNA polymerase II promoter; DNA-templated transcription; positive regulation of translational initiation. The record is from RefSeq and is a predicted model, not a curated record.